Molecule: messenger RNA, 3197 nt
Organism: Drosophila novamexicana
Lineage: Eukaryota; Metazoa; Arthropoda; Insecta; Diptera; Drosophilidae
Gene: betaCOP
Product: coatomer subunit beta
Exons: 7
Coding region: 115-2997 (960 amino acids)
Biological process (GO): intracellular protein transport; endoplasmic reticulum to Golgi vesicle-mediated transport; intra-Golgi vesicle-mediated transport
Cellular component (GO): COPI vesicle coat; cytoplasm
Molecular function (GO): structural molecule activity
Source: RefSeq, a predicted model, not a curated record
UGAAUUGCAUAUUGGGAGGCAAACAGUGAAAUAAAUCGGUAAUAAAUUAUACAAUUAACUAUACAAUUCGAUAUACAAAUCGUGGACAGCGUUGCUGGUUAGUUUGGUGCAAAGAUGACCCAAGUGCCGUGUUACACGAUCAUCAACUCGCCGGACCUCGAGGUGCCGAACGAGAUGCAGCUGAAGCAAGACCUCGAAAAAGGCGACACGAAUGUAAAAAUCGAGACGCUCAAGAAGGUGAUCAAGCUGUUGCUAAACGGUGAGCGCUAUCCGGGUCUCAUCAUGACCAUCAUACGGUUCGUGCUGCCCGUUCAAAAUCACACUAUCAAAAAGCUGUUACUCAUCUUCUGGGAGAUUGUACCGAAGACCUCGGCCGAUGGCAAGCUGCUCCAGGAGAUGAUACUCGUGUGCGAUGCCUACCGCAAGGACUUGCAACAUCCGAAUGAGUUUCUGCGCGGUUCCACGUUGCGCUUUUUGUGUAAGCUGAAGGAACCGGAGCUGCUGGAGCCCCUGAUGCCGGCCAUACGGGCCUGUCUGGAUCAUCGCCACUCGUAUGUGCGCCGCAAUGCUGUCCUGGCCAUAUUCACCAUAUACAAGAACUUUGAUUGGCUGGUGCCAGAUGGUCCCGAGCUGAUUGCCAACUUCCUGGACACGCAGCAGGACAUGUCGUGCAAACGCAACGCCUUCCUCAUGCUCCUGCACGCCGACCAGGAGCGUGCUCUUAACUAUCUGGCCUCGUGCAUCGAUCAGGUGCAGAGCUUUGGCGACAUACUCCAGUUGGUCAUUGUGGAGCUCAUCUAUAAGGUGUGCCACGCCAAUCCCUCCGAGCGUUCGCGCUUCAUUCGCUGCAUCUACAAUCUUCUCAAUUCGUCGUCGAAUGCGGUGCGCUACGAAUCCGCUGGCACCCUGAUUACGCUCUCGCUGGCGCCGACUGCAAUAAAAGCAGCUGCCGGCUGCUACAUUGAGCUGAUUGUCAAGGAAAGUGAUAACAAUGUGAAGCUCAUCGUGCUCGACCGUCUGAUUGCCAUGAAGGAGAACGAGAACAUGGAAAAGGUCAUGCAGGAUCUGGUAAUGGAUGUGCUGCGCGUGCUUGCCGCCCCAGACAUCGAGGUGCGCCGCAAGACUCUGGCCCUGGCCAUGGACUUGGUCUACUCACGCAAUAUCAACGAAAUGGUGCAGGUGCUGCAGAAGGAGGUGGCCAAGACGCACAACGUUGAGCACGAGGAUACGGGCAAGUAUCGCCAGCUGUUGGUGCGCACCCUGCACACUUGCUCCAUCAAGUUCCCGGAUGUGGCCAGCAAUGUGAUACCAGUGCUGGUGGAGUUCCUCUCCGACACAAACGAGCUGGCCGCCGUCGAUGUGCUGAUCUUUAUUCGCGAAGCAAUACAAAAGUUCCCUGCGCUGCGCGGGCUUAUUAUAAAGCAUCUGAUUGAGGCCUUCCCACAAAUUAAAUCCUCAAAGAUUCAUCGUGCUGCGGUCUGGAUAUUGGGCGAGUAUGUCGAGGGCGAACUGAUGCUCGAGGUGAUUGAGGCCAUACAGCAGACCCUCGGCGAGAUACCCAUGGUGGAUGCGGAGCAACGCCGCCUCGCCGGCGAUCAGACCGAGGAGCAACUGCAGCAGCAGCAGCAACAGCAAUCGGGCACGGCCGCCAGCGGCGAAGCAACCAUUAGCAGCAGCAACAAGGUUACAUCCGAUGGCACCUAUGCCACGCAGAGCGCCUACAGUCUGGCACCAGUAACCAAGAAGGAGAAGCGACCACCGCUGCGCCAGUAUCUGAUGGAUGGUGACUUCUUUAUUGGCGCCGCACUCUCGGCCACGCUGACCAAGUUGGCGCUGCGCUAUGCUGAGCUGGAGCCGGAUCCACGCACACAAAACCGUGUUACCACACAGGUGAUGCUCAUCAUGAGCUCCAUAUUGCAUCUGGGCAAAUCUGGUUUUCCCAGCAAGCCCAUCACAUACGAUGACUCGGAUCGCAUCAUGAUUUGCCUGCGCACGCUCAGCGAGCGCACGCCGGAGGCGGUGGCCGUGUUUAUGCACGAUUGCCGCGAUGCGCUCGGCAAGAUGCUGGAUGCCCAGUCGGAGGAGGAUCAGCGCAUGCUGAAGGAGAAACAGCGUGCCACGGCCAAGGUGCAGCCGGAUUCGCCGGUGCUGUUUGCGCAGCUGUCAAACGGACGCGACAAUCAGCUAGGCGAAAAUGUUUUCGAAUCCAGCUUGAAUCAAGCAUUGGCUGGCACCAAGAGCGCCCAGCUCAGCGACAUGUCCUCGCCCAACAGCAAGCUUAACAAGGUCACCCAGCUAACGGGCUUCUCCGAUCCGGUCUACGCCGAGGCCUACGUUAAUGUCAACCAGUACGACAUUGUGCUGGACGUGCUGAUCGUCAACCAGACAAAUGACACACUGCAGAACUGCACAUUGGAGCUGGCCACUUUGGGCGAUCUGAAACUGGUGGAGCGUCCGCAUCCAGUGGUGCUCGCGCCGCACGAUUUUUGCAAUAUAAAGGCCAACGUAAAGGUCUCCUCCACAGAGAAUGGCAUCAUCUUUGGCAAUAUAGUUUACGACACGGCGCUGAAUACUAACGUUGUGGUACUCAACACCAUACACAUUGACAUCAUGGAUUACAUCAUUCCGGCCAGCUGCACAGACACCGAGUUCCGUCAAAUGUGGCAGGACUUUGAGUGGGAGAACAAGGUGACCGUUAACACCAGCUUCACAGAUCUGCACGAGUAUCUCAAGCACCUGCUGAAGAGCACCAACAUGAAGUGCCUGACGCCCGAAAAGGCACUUUCUGGCCAAUGUGGCUUCAUGGCCGCCAACAUGUAUGCCAAAUCCAUUUUCGGAGAGAACGCCUUAGCCAAUUUGAGCAUUGAAAAGCCCGUUGAUGAUCCCGACUCGAAAGUAACUGGCCACAUACGUAUACGCGCUAAGAGCCAGGGCAUGGCACUUAGCCUGGGCGAUAAGAUAAGCUCCUCGCAGAAGCAAUCGGUGCAGGCCGCCUAGUUGAUCAUUAAUAAAGGAAACAAUAGGAGCAACAAGAGCAGCAGCAGCAGCCAGCACAAGAAAUUCAACAUAUUUUAGAGGUAGUCGAGCCACGGCCUGCAUUCCGCCUGAUUUUUAAUAAAAGCAGACCACAACAGCUACAACAUACAGCAUACUACAAUAAUGCAUUCAAUUAUAAAUAAUAAAGUUAACCGCCCCAA